UAUAAAGGGAAUACUGUGAUCUGAUAGGAACAAAGACGAAUCAUGAAGUGCUUCGUCGUCCUCGCCCUCGCCGCCGUGGCUUUUGCCGCUCCUCAAUCUCAGAUCACCACCCUGAAGGAUCUGUAUGCCGGAGGUUACUCCAGCCGCAUCAUCAGCGGAUCCCCGGCGAAGCAAGGCCAAUUCCCAUGGCAGGUAGCCAUCAACUUCGUCACCGCUCAAGGAAGCUUCUUCUGCGGCGGAGCUUUGAUCGACGCCCAAUGGGUGCUUACCGCUGCUCACUGCGCUGACGGAGCAUACAGCUUCAACUUGAAAUUGGGAGGUGUUUCUUUGAGCGGAAGCGAAGCCGGCCGCGUCGAGGUCUCCACUACCUACAGCAUUGUCCAUCCAGGAUACAACAACAACUUGAACAACGACAUCGCCCUCAUCAGGAUGCCAAACCCAAUCAAAUUCUCCGACAACAUCCGUCCAGUCAAGUUGCCAAAGCGCGGAAGCGUUAUUGGAAGUCGUCAAGAAGUCACCGUCAGCGGAUGGGGAAAGACUAGCGACUCCGGAUCCGUCAGCAAUAAUUUGAACUUCGUCAAAUUGGUGACCAUCACCAAUGACGAAUGCGCCGCCAUCUACGGCCCAGCCACCAUCAUCAAGUCCACUGUCUGCUGCAAGGGCUUCCCAGAGCACAGUACCUGCAACGGUGACAGCGGUGGUCCAUUGGUCGUCAUCGAGAACGGAGAAGCUACCCACGUCGGUGUCGUUUCCUUCGUUCACAUCGCCGGCUGCGCCAGCGGAAACCCAUCCGGAUACGUCCGCACCGAAUCCUUCCUGGACUGGAUUCACGACAACACCGGCAUCUCCGUCUUAUAUAAAGGGCGGACUGUUUCCGAAUCCGAACAUAGACGAAUCAUGAAGUGUUUCAUCGUCCUCGCCCUCGCCGCUGUGGCUUUCGCCGCUCCUCAAUCUCAGAUCACCACCUUGAAGGAUCUGUAUGCCGGAGGUUACUCCAGCCGCAUCAUCAGCGGAUCCCCGGCCAAGCAAGGUCAAUUCCCAUGGCAGGUGGCCGUCAACUUCGUCACCCCACAGGGAAGCUUCUUCUGCGGUGGUGCUUUGAUCGAUGCCCAGUGGGUGCUUACCGCUGCUCACUGCGCUGAAGGAGCCUACAGCUUCCGUCUGCAAAUAGGAGGUGUCUCCUUGAACGGAAACGAAGCUGGUCGCAUCGAGGUCUCCACCACCUACAGCAUCGUCCAUCCAGGAUACAACAACAACUUGAACAAUGACAUCGCCCUCAUCAAAAUGCCAAACCCAAUUUCAUUCACCGACAACAUCCGUCCAGUCAAAUUGCCGAAGCGCGGAAGCGUUGUCGGAGACCGUCAAGAAGUCACCGUCAGCGGAUGGGGAAAAACCAGCGACUUUGGAUCCGUCAGCAAUAGUUUGAACUUUGUCAAACUGGUCACCAUCUCCAACGCCGAAUGCGCCGCCAUUUACGGCCCAGCCACCAUCAUCAAGUCUACCGUUUGCUGCAAGGGCUUCCCAGAGCACAGCACCUGCAACGGUGACAGCGGUGGCCCAUUGGUCGUCAUCGAGAACGGAGAAGCUACCCACGUCGGUGUCGUUUCCUUCGUCAGCAGCGCCGGCUGCGCCAGCGGAAACCCAUCCGGAUACGUCCGUACCGAAUCCUUCUUGGACUGGAUCCACGACAACACCGGCAUCUCCGUCUAAGUCGAUCGAAACAACGAACAAACCUAAUUAAUUGCUAUGACAAUACAAAAAAAAACAGAACAACAUUAAUAUAAAUAUUUUUCAAAACAA
This is a messenger RNA of Nicrophorus vespilloides, 1800 nucleotides long. RefSeq names its product serine protease 53-like. The coding region runs from base 43 to 1710 and encodes 555 amino acids. The transcript has 10 exons. The record is from RefSeq and is a predicted model, not a curated record. Gene Ontology annotation, molecular function: serine-type endopeptidase activity. Lineage: Eukaryota; Metazoa; Arthropoda; Insecta; Coleoptera; Silphidae. Gene Ontology annotation, biological process: proteolysis.